AUGCCCACAAUCCUAAUAACAGGCGCCGCCAGUGGUCUCGGCGCAGCAUUCGUCCAAGCAUAUCUCAACCAGCCCGGAAACAAUAAUAACAAAAUCAUCGCAAUCGACAAAGACCCCAUCCCGAAUCUUCAUCUUCUUCCAUCAAAACAAGUCCGAUUCUACAAAGUAGACGUGAGCGAUGAAUCAUCCAUCAAAUCCCUCCAAACCGCCCUCAGAGAAGGAAAAGAAGAAGAAGAAGAAGAUGAACACGAGCCCAUCGAUCUCAUUCUCCACUGCGCAGGUGUCCGAGGCCUAGUACCAGAAGAAGAAGCAGCACAAACGCCCACCAGCAAGAUAAUCUCCGCAUGCGAGUCCCUAGAAAUCAUGAAUCUCUCCACCUUGACACAAACAUUUUCCAUCAACGCCGCAGGGACAUUCCUGCUACUGCGCGCUCUACUACCACAUGUCCAGCGCGCCAAAGGAAAAGUCAUUGUCAUGAGCUCGCGAAUGGGGAGUAUAGGAAAUAACCAAAUGCCCUAUUCGGCAGCUGGGGCGAGUUAUGCGUAUCGGGCGAGUAAAGCUGCGCAGAAUAUGUUGGUGAGAUCGCUCGCGGUGGAUGUGCCCGAUGUCACGUUUGUAUUGUGUCAUCCUGGUCGGGUGGAGACGAGGUUGGUGAAGUGGAAGGAAGAAGGGGCGAUUAGUGCGGAAGAGAGCGUGAGGGGGCUGGUGCCGUUGAUUGAGAAAUGGGGCAAGGAAGAUAGUGGGAAGUUUUAUGAUCGGUUUGGAGAGCCGAUUCAGUGGUAAGGGAGAGCAGGACUUUCUCUUCUUGCGAACAUGUCACCGCACUUGGAAUGAAUUCUGUAAAUUGCGAUUUUUGGGAUGGAAAAAAAAGAGCACGAAUGAUAGACUCAGGCGGUUGCCAUAAAUGAUAAAUGACUUAAAGCUCACGCUGAGCCGGAGUUCCAAUACAAGCAUUGCUGUUUGCUGCAUUCCGACUUGUCCCUCGCCCAAGCUCAUAGCCAAUGCCUGCUUUCCAGCCCAUCGCGCUCCAAUGUCAGUAGAGAGCGUCAAAAGCCACCACGAUGAAUUACUGCAAGGAAUGUAGGUCCUGGGUAUUGCGCUCAUCUUGCUCGGGAUCAAUCCAGAUCUCACAUCUGGUACGGCAGUCCGAGUCGGCUGCGUACACGGGGCAAGAUGUUGUACAUCGUCAAGUGCUAUUCCUAUAUCUGCCAGGUUGGCGACCAAUUUUCUUUGUCUGGACCUUGUCUUGCAGCAGUUGACACCAGGACGCUGAUCUGUUGGUCUAUUCGAUCUUUGCUCUGCCGAAGAACUUCUUUGUGUAUUUUACUCAUCAUUUCCAGCUCCCGGACCAUGGUAUCGACUAGUGAAGAACAGCUUUCCAUCAUUACAUGCAGGCUAGAGGGAUCCGCAGAAGAGUCAGCCGGAGGUAGAGGAGGCAACAUGCUGAUAUCUCGCUGUAUCGACCUCAGAUUCAGGGCAAGUGAGGUAUGCUGUGAGCGCCACGAUUCUGGCAAUGCCUCCGGGCAAAUUGCUCCUGGUGCUCUAGUCAUGAUAAAAGAAUCUGCGCCCACGGUCCACUCUUCAAAGACUUUCACCAGCUCUGAGUAUCUACUUGUAUGGUCUGUAUGCGUCCGGAGAUCGGAAACGACGCGGCCGAGAGUUUGCAGGUGUUCCGCAAGAAGCGCUGCGUCGGGGCACCAUGUCUCCAAUGCGUCGAGGUUGGCUAAUCGACGAUGCUUUUGCUCUUGAGCUCGAAUAGACUGGUAGUCACUCUGGAGCUUAGUGUGCAUCUUUCCCAGCUUCUGUUUUGCGCUCGCUUCAUAUGAUCUCAAUGUAUGCAGAGCUACUUGGUGCAUCAGGGAGAGCUGCAGAAGUUCAAUCUGCUCGAGCGCCACAUCGAAAUUCAUGAUAUUGGCCUCGUCUGCGCCAGCGACAGGUUUUGAUGUUGGGCGAGUAGUCGGUAUUCCAGGUUUUGGUAAAGCUGAUUUGGCUGGACUGUAGUGCUGCUGGUACGUAUUGAAUGCUGGCUUCGCAGGGGCAAGCAUUCGUGACUUCUGAUUGGAUCUCGUUGGAGAUGUUGGCGAAGGUUGUGUCUGAGCGCUGGGGGGAAGGGCAGUAUUGAGAGCGAGUGGUUUCGUCAUGACCGCUGAUGACCUCUUCUGGGCCGUCGAGGUGGGUGACCUCUUCUGGACCGUGGCUGACCCGCCACUAUCUGCAGUUCCAGUAUUGUUGGGUGCUUGUUGACUACUGGUCCGCGGACCUGGCGAUUGGGGCUGUCUAGUCGAGUUUGCCCGCUUGAUUCCCGUCUGACCAGUGCCGAGCGUCAUUGCAGACGCUGACGCUGGCUUCGCGUUGGAACUACUGCUCUUGGGCGGUCCUACCACGCUGUCCCUCGAGGGAAGUCGAGAGUGUGCAGGAGGCUCCUUACGAGCGCUAAUGGUGCUUGGUGGUCGCAUCAUGGAUGUCGGCCGUGGCCUGGGCGGAGGUGGCAUCGCUGCUCUGUCUUCGGACUGCGUGCCGCUGUCACUGCCACUGUUGAGUGUGUCCGCUCUGAUGGGCCCCUCCUUGCUGUCGCUCGAUAUCUUGCGCAUGAAUGACUGCGGAAGCAGGCUACGGCGCUUGGACUGCCUCGUUGUGUCUUCACCUCCUGCUUGCUCUCUGUCCCUGUCGCGAUCGGCGGGGCCCAUUUUGCCCGCCCCAAUCUGCUGGAGGCGUCUCAUGUCGUCCGUCGACACUUGGAACAUGGACUGAGGGCGUGCUCUUUCGCUGGCGGCUCGUCCUGGUGCCGGGGGCAGUCGACUUGUG
This is a messenger RNA of Sphaerulina musiva SO2202, 2805 nucleotides long. RefSeq names its product NAD(P)-binding protein. Gene Ontology annotation, molecular function: oxidoreductase activity, acting on the CH-OH group of donors, NAD or NADP as acceptor. NCBI's taxonomy places the organism in Eukaryota, Fungi, Ascomycota, Dothideomycetes, Mycosphaerellales, Mycosphaerellaceae. The transcript has a single exon. The record is from RefSeq and is a predicted model, not a curated record. The coding region runs from base 1 to 783 and encodes 260 amino acids.